UUCUCCCUCGUUCCUUUUGUGACAUUUUCGCGAGUCGUAAACCUCGUUUCCUUUUGGAAAAUUUCUCAAAAAAUCACAUUAGGGCAUGGUCGGUAAAGUUUUAAAGUCUAAUAACCGUGACAUAAAAUCUAUAAUCGUGGUUAAGUUUUUUCGUGCCAAGUGCAACUAAACUAUCAAGAUUCCGCCGAUAAUUCAGAGCCUACCCAGUGGGUGGCUUAAUUUGACAGGACCGGGUGAGUCCGGCGCAUCUAACAGUGCCGGGCGACACGCAACGCGCUGCUGGCGUCGCGCGCUCAACGUCGACCCGCCCUGGCUCCGACGAGAGCCGGCCCGCUGACGACACACCACGCACGCCUGACACUUGUGGACUAGCGCUAACGGGCCGCCGCCACCGGGCACCGAGUACACUUGACCCAUCUCCGGACCGUCGUCAAUUCUCUCGAGCGCAGGAUAGCCGGCUGUCUCGGCCUCGGCACCCGCCGAGGCUCAGAGCCCGUCGGAGGACAGAGCACGCCUCUCACAUUGUGUCAGCACUGUUUGUGUGAAGAUCCUUGAAACGAUCGGAACUGGUGGGAAUUUAAUGAUCCCUGGCAAAAUGAGGGUAAUUGACGAGCAGCGUGUGUGUGUGCUGGACGGCGAGUGGAGCCCCACGAGCGUUAUCCGCGAGAUAGUGGAGGAGGGCAUUCAGGAGGACCCCUUCUACGUGAUGGACCUCGGCGAGGUGGUGGAGCGGUACCGCCAGUGGACGGAGUACAUGCCGCGCGUUGAGCCCUUCUAUGCGGUGAAGUGCAACGACGACAAGUUGCUGGUGCGCACGCUGGCGGCGCUCGGCACCGGCUUCGACUGCGCCUCGCGCGCCGAGAUACAGCUCGUCACCGAUAUUGGCGUCAAGCCGGAGCGCAUAAUAUUCGCGAACCCCGCCAAGAUGGCGUCGCACAUCCGCUACGCGACGGCGGUCGGCGUCACCACCAUGACGUUCGACUCGGAGACCGAGCUGCAUAAGAUCAAGCAGUACUCGCCCGAUGCGCAGCUGGUGAUCCGUAUCCGCUGCGACGCGGCGGCGGCGCAGUGCCCGCUCGGCAUCAAGUUCGGGUGCGAGCCGCUGGUGGAGGCGCCGCGCCUGCUCAAGCUCGCCGCCGUCAUGUCCCUCUCCGUGGUGGGCGUGUCGUUCCACGUGGGGUCGGGUGCGCGCGAGUGCGCGGUGUACGCGCGCGGCAUCCAGCUGGCGCGCGGCCUGUUCGAGCUGGGCGACUCGCUCGGCCUGCACAUGCGCCUGCUCGACAUCGGCGGGGGCUUCGCCGGCGACUCCGCUUCCGACCUCAGACAGGUGUCGCAGGUGAUCAACGCGGCGCUGGAGAGCAAGUUCGCGGAUCGCGAGGUGCGCGUGAUCGCGGAGCCGGGCCGCUACUUCGCCGCCGCCGCCUACACGCUCGCCGCCAUGAUACACGCCUCCAGAGAGGUACACGCGUACAGACAUGCGGACAUACUUAUAUCUUUCUUUUUUCAGACAACUUUGGUGUUGUGUCCACCUUGGGCUGUGCUCAAAGACCUGUGGCCGCUCAGCGAGGCCAGCAUCCAGGUGGAGACGCGUCCCAGCGGGCCACAGAGCCGCGGUGCCUCCCCCACGCCCACGCCCACUCCCCCGCACUCGCCCACCCCCAUGCACACGGUGUUCGUCGAGUGCGCGCUCAAGUGA
Zerene cesonia (dogface butterfly) is the source of this 1696-nucleotide messenger RNA. Its product is annotated as ornithine decarboxylase 2-like. Gene Ontology annotation, molecular function: ornithine decarboxylase activity. The transcript is spliced from 10 exons. The record is from RefSeq and is a predicted model, not a curated record. Gene Ontology annotation, cellular component: cytoplasm. Lineage: Eukaryota; Metazoa; Arthropoda; Insecta; Lepidoptera; Pieridae. Bases 581 to 1696 code for a protein of 371 amino acids.